AAGGCCGUUUUGAUUUGUUAGUCACCACGCAUGCGCACAGAUCACCGUAGCGCACGAUGGCGGCUACCAUGUUACUGCGGCGGGUCGCGAGUAGCCUGCCUGGGCUGGCUCUGCUCCCGAGGCUCUUCUGGGCUCAGAGUGGCAUUGGGCUCUGCUGAAAUGCAGCCUCCUUUGGGUGAAGCACAGUAGUUAACCACUGCAGAGUGGAGGGAAGAAUUCAGCCAAGAGCACUGGGACAAAUCGUUGUGCCUGCAAAGCCCAGUCGGUGCAAUUUUCAGUGAUGGGUGAGUGAUUCUCCCCUCCGCUAUGCAGUGUUGCUGUGUGGCUAUUCCCCAACUGCCCCACCCCAGAGGUGGCCACAUUUCUGUGAUGGGCUGCUCCUGCUGCUUCGCUCCUACGGCUCCAGCACCCCCUGCUCCGGGUGUUUAGCACAGAGAUGGACCCAACCACGUCAGCAGAGCCAGUCACCUUUGACACUGAAUCACGCUUUAAGGAGAAACCCUGGGAGUAUCUAGAGACAGAAGGUAUCCAGCCAGGAGCUGCGGAGGGGUUGGUGCUGGGCUUUGGACCUGCUGCUUCACAGGCUGGCAGCACCAAGGAGUACAUCGAGAGAUACGGCGACAAGCCCAUCUGGUUCGGCUAUCGGCGUAACCACAAGGGACCCAUCCCCCCACAGAAGACCCGCAAGACCUGCAUAAGAGGAAAGAAGAUUGUGGGGAACCCCUGCCCCAUCUGCCGAGACCAAAAACUCCACGUGGACUACAGGAAUGUGAAGCUCCUAGAGCAGUUCAUCUGCUCCCACACCGGCAUCACCUUCCAUCCCACACGCACAGGCGUCUGCAUGAAGCAGCAUAAACGCUUGACCCAGGCAAUCGACCAAGCUCGUGACCAUGGGCUCCUGAGCUUCCGCAUCCCCUUGGUGACGCUGCAGGGUGAGGACUACACUAACCAGCACCAGGCAGUGGCCAAGACGCCCCCCGCCCUCUCCCUGCAGAGCCAGACACCCUGGUACCCCUGGUAUGAGUGGCAGCAGCCGCCCGAAAAGGACAUUGCCAGGAUCCGCAGGAUCUACAAGGACUAUCUGAAGGAGGAGACCGGCCUGGCAUGAGGGCCCAGGGAAGGACUGGAGGGAGUGUCCUGGGGCGUGAGGAAUGGGCCACUUCUGGGGAAGCUAGGGCCUUCGGCCUCACCUGACAAGCUGGCCCUAGUCCCAACCCCUCCAGGGAUAGCGCUGGAGCUGCCCAGCUCCCGGCCAUGACUUGUCCAAGCCUUCAGUGGAGAAUAAACUGGAAGCUGUCGGCAGUGA
Molecule: messenger RNA, 1306 nt
Organism: Caretta caretta (loggerhead turtle)
Lineage: Eukaryota; Metazoa; Chordata; Testudines; Cheloniidae
Source: RefSeq, a predicted model, not a curated record